Messenger RNA from Aspergillus japonicus CBS 114.51, 806 nucleotides. RefSeq lists its product as uncharacterized. The record is from RefSeq and is a predicted model, not a curated record. Lineage: Eukaryota; Fungi; Ascomycota; Eurotiomycetes; Eurotiales; Aspergillaceae. The coding region runs from base 79 to 378 and encodes 99 amino acids. The transcript has 3 exons.
AACCGCUUUCAAGAUAAUAAACAUUCCUCAAGUCCCACCAACAAAAGCGCUCAGUCCUUCUGCGAUCGGACUACAAAAAUGUCCUCCUGGUCACCAGAAACAAUCAUUGCACUCGUCACAUUAAUUGCCACUGCUCCUUCAUCGUUACUCGUGUUCUGGGAUUUCUACGAUCGUCAUUAUCGCCGCCGUCACUUCUCUCCGCAGCUCCACCAUGAUCCAGUUCCCGUCCACCCAAGGUCUCUCGACUCUCGUACACAGCAUGUUGCCCCGUCGGACUUGAUCGCGCAUCUACCACCCGACGCGCAAUUUUAUUACUUUCGAGACAUUGAUGUACAAAUGCAUAUACGGCAGUUGGGCGCACAUGUUGAGCGUUCUUAGAAUCGACUUUGGAAAUCGCAACCUUGAAUGUGUUGAGGGAUAUGAAAGAUGAUGGAUUCCCCUAUCUAAUCGGAGAACGACCUCAGCGGCACUUUCUGCAGCUGACGAAGUCACGGCGGUCAGUGGCUGAGCAGCCAAUCAGGUGCCACCAGGUACUCUGACACAAAUCCUCGCAACUGACUCUUGAAACAUACUGAUAAACCUCUGUCUCCUUCUCUCCUAUUUCUUAUUGUUUAUUAUUUUCGGGUCAAGUUACAGGUCAUCAAUAGAAAGGUAUAUAAUACUGCAUUAGCUUGGAUGUUUUUGGGUUGUCGGUCGGGUGUGGCGUCUUGAGGACGGGAAGGUUAUUACGAGUGUCUAUGAACGCAUGGUGUAUAGGAUAAUGUGGGAUUAGGGAUGUAUCAGCUUAUACCAUUCGAUUAUUUGCA